Echinostoma caproni is the source of this 792-nucleotide messenger RNA. The record is from the annotation of a GenBank genome assembly. Lineage: Eukaryota; Metazoa; Platyhelminthes; Trematoda; Plagiorchiida; Echinostomatidae.
ACGAGAUGCAUUAAAAUGGGUCGUGCUAUAAGUCUGAUGCAGAGCACCGUUCGAUGCUUUUUCAACAUUCCGGUUUUCCUGCUCUGCAUGCUUAUUGCCUGGUCUUACUACGUCGUGGUCUUCAUUAUCUGGCUGUUUGUGGUUCCAUAUCACUCCAGCACUCGUUUUCUCACUCCUUUUCGAACGAGCACGGUUCCAUUCUGUGAUAUUUGUUUCCUUAUCAAACCCGAUCGUACACAUCACUGCUCGAAUUGCGAAAAAUGCGUGCCUAAAAUGGAUCAUCAUUGUCCUUGGAUUAACAACUGUGUCGGACAUCAUAAUCACAAAUAUUUUCUCCUAUUCCUAUUCCAUGCGAUAUUCUACUGCUUGUGCUCGUUCGUGAGCACCCUGGGUUUCUUCAUCGACUUCGUUCAUGUGAAAUCAAACCGACUUCGAUCUGAACGGGAUGCAUGUGUUUUUCCUUUUUGUGAUCUCUUUGGUAUUCGCGAUCGCCUUGCUCCUGUUGCUGUUGUUUCAGCUCAGUUUAUUGCUCAAGAACAGUUCGACCCUGGGUAUGUUUUGCACGUCCAUUAUGAAUUUGCUAAUCCUCUUCCUGUUAUGCUCCCCAAAGAACAUUUUCGCAGUCCGAAUUUUCGCAAUCCGGCAUUGCACGGAACAUUUAAUUUGGGCUGUAAAGCCAAUUUUAUCCAAGUGUUUGGACGUCGAUCAUCUCUUUGGUGCUACCAAACGUGUUGCAUUCCGUACGAAAACAAGUUUUCUCAAUUUUCAUACACCUUGUUACUUUCGGUUUAG